UAUUCUGGGCUCCCAGCGCCGGACUCUUGGGUCACCUAUUGUGCUGGAGUAGAAGAGGCACGCGAAGCCCCUGGGGAAGUUGCAGGCUUUGAUUCUCCCUGCCAGGACUCACCCGUCACCCGUCACCAUGCCUUUCGGAAACACCCACAACAAGUGCAAGCUGAACUUCAAGCCGGAAGAGGAGUUCCCCGACCUCGUGAAGCACAACAACCACAUGGCCAAGGCCCUCACCCUGGACAUCUACAAGAAGCUGCGCGACAAAGAGACCCCCAGUGGCUUCACCCUUGACGAUGUCAUCCAGACGGGCGUGGACAACCCAGGCCACCCCUUCAUCAUGACCGUCGGCUGUGUGGCUGGGGACGAAGAGUCCUACGAGGUGUUCAAGGACCUCUUCGACCCCGUCAUUCAGGACCGGCACGGCGGCUACAAACCCACCGACAAGCACAAAACUGAUUUGAACCAUGAGAACCUGAAGGGUGGAGACGAUCUGGAUCCAAACUACGUGAUCAGCAGCCGCGUUCGGACUGGCCGCAGCAUCAAGGGCUACACCCUCCCCCCCCACUGCAGCCGUGGGGAGCGCCGUGCCGUGGAAAACCUCUCCAUCACCGCCUUGACCAGCCUGACAGGAGAGUUCAAGGGCAAGUAUUACCCCUUGAAGAACAUGUCCGAUGCGGAACAGCAGCAGCUCAUCGACGACCACUUCCUCUUUGACAAGCCCGUCUCGCCACUCCUGCUGGCCUCUGGCAUGGGCCGGGACUGGCCCGACGCAAGAGGCAUCUGGCACAAUGACAACAAGACCUUCUUGGUCUGGGUGAAUGAGGAAGACCACCUGCGUGUCAUCUCCAUGCAGAAGGGGGGCAACAUGAAGGAAGUCUUCAGGCGUUUCUGUGUUGGGCUGCAGAAGAUUGAGGAGAUCUUCAAGCAAGCUGGCCACCCCUUCAGUUGGAAUGAGCAUUUGGGCUAUGUCCUGACUUGCCCCUCCAACCUGGGCACUGGCCUGCGUGGUGGCGUCCACGUAAAACUGGCCCACCUCAGCAAGCACCCCAAGUUUGAGGAGAUCCUCACGCGCCUCCGUCUGCAGAAACGUGGCACAGGUGGUGUGGAUACUGCCGCCGUAGGUGCCGUGUUCGACAUCUCCAACGCCGACCGCCUGGGCUCCUCCGAGGUGGAACAAGUUCAGCUGGUGGUUGAUGGCGUGAAACUCAUGAUCGAGAUGGAAAAGAAGCUGGAGAAAGGCCAGGCCAUUGACGACAUGAUCCCUGCUCAGAAGUGAUAGCCCCACGUGGACCAGCGCUCGAACUCCAGGGGGGGGUGACCCCAACUCUGCCACUCCCGGCAGCCACUCUCCUGUGUCCUCCUCUCUCCUGCCCAGGCGAGGCGAGGGCUGAGUGGGUGGCUGCCCCAUGCCAGCUGGGAAGCUCGUGUCAUCUGAGCCCUAGUGGAAGGAGUUAAUAAAGCUAGCGAUGGCCGCCAAAGCCUUGCCUCCCCCCCUA
Eublepharis macularius is the source of this 1493-nucleotide messenger RNA. RefSeq names its product creatine kinase, M-type (gene CKM). Gene Ontology annotation, biological process: phosphocreatine biosynthetic process. The transcript is spliced from 8 exons. The coding region runs from base 128 to 1273 and encodes 381 amino acids. The record is from RefSeq and is a predicted model, not a curated record. Gene Ontology annotation, molecular function: creatine kinase activity. Lineage: Eukaryota; Metazoa; Chordata; Lepidosauria; Squamata; Eublepharidae.